UACAUAAAUUGCAUCAUUAAUUAAUCGAAAAAUGUAUGAAAUCAUUAAUUAACUGUGUAUGUAACGUUAAUAAAAAUUCAUAAGCAAAAAAAAAAAUAAUCCCGACAAAAAAGAAUGGUUUUAAACGCUCGAUGUCGAACAUGUGGUGAAAGUUUCGAACAUAAACCACAAUGUCCAUGUCUAUUAGGUCGACAUGUGGUAUUUCAGCAUCCUUGCACAAAUAUAACACAUUUUACAUGCAAAUUAAAUCCGGGACCUGAUUUUAAACGAUUCAAUUGUAAGAAAAAUAAAAAUAUUCGUAAAAUCAUUGAAUGUUGGAAACCAGGAAGUUCAUUACUUCAUUGUCAAAAAUGUUGUAAAGAUGUUUCACCUAUUAUUCGGAGACGCAGAAAUAGGAUUACAAGAACAUUUUGCGGAGCUUUAAUUGUAUUAGGAUGUUGGCCUCUAUGUUUUUUACCUUGUAUUUUAAAUUGUUUCGACCAAAGCAACGUAUAUUUAUAUUGUCCAUGUUGUAUGCAAUAUUUAGGUAGAUACAGGCGACGCGAAGGCGUUGUAAUUAUGGAAACUACAGAGAACCGUCCAUGUUGUGCUCGUAAAAAAAUGCGUUAA
Molecule: messenger RNA, 609 nt
Organism: Chrysoperla carnea
Lineage: Eukaryota; Metazoa; Arthropoda; Insecta; Neuroptera; Chrysopidae
Exons: 3
Coding region: 115-609 (164 amino acids)
Source: RefSeq, a predicted model, not a curated record